This is a messenger RNA of Penicillium brevicompactum, 1326 nucleotides long. RefSeq names its product CAAX farnesyltransferase subunit beta RAM1. Gene Ontology annotation, biological process: protein farnesylation. Gene Ontology annotation, cellular component: protein farnesyltransferase complex. The transcript has 7 exons. The record is from RefSeq and is a predicted model, not a curated record. Bases 1 to 1326 code for a protein of 441 amino acids. NCBI's taxonomy places the organism in Eukaryota, Fungi, Ascomycota, Eurotiomycetes, Eurotiales, Aspergillaceae. Gene Ontology annotation, molecular function: protein farnesyltransferase activity.
AUGACGCGCCCGGGGAUCCCGGCUCUUUUUACCCAACCACCAGCAAUCAUCGACCCGCUCGUCACAGAGACUACGGAUCUACAAAAUGCGACUCGGGAUAAAUGCCUUCCAUUUCUAGCAGGCACCCACCAUAGCCAAAUUGAUCAUAACGAGCAUGGCGUCCCUGCUCUCAAGCGCGAUCUUCAUGUGGCAUAUUUCUACGACAGCUUGGAGGAUUAUCCCGCCGGCUUCGUGGCCAUGGACGCUAGCCGCCCGUGGAUGGUCUACUGGGGCCUUGCGGGGUUCUCAAUGCUGGGGGAAGAGACGAGUCGAUUUCGAGGACGUGUCAUCGCAACUCUUCGUCCCAUGCAGAACCCCUCCGGAGGAUUUGGAGGUGGCCAUGGCCAGACUUCUCAUCUGGCAGGCAGUUAUGCGGCCGUGCUGUCGCUUGCCAUGGUUGGUGGUGAGGCACUGGGAUUGGUAGAUCGACACGCGAUGUGGCAAUGGCUCAGUCGGCUUAAGCAGCCUGAUGGCGGGUUUCGGGUUUGCGAGGGCGGCGAAGAGGACGUGCGAGGCGCAUAUUGCGCUAUGACGAUUAUUUCCUUGCUGGAUCUGCCGCUCACCCUGGCGGAUGGUCAAGCGCGGGACGCUGGAUUGGAGACUUUGACGAGUGGUCUGCCGCAGUAUAUUUCGAGAUGCCAGACGUUCGAGGGUGGCAUUUCUGGGAGUCCUGGAGCUGAGGCCCAUGGUGCAUAUGCUUUCUGCGCGUUGGCGUGUCUUGCUAUUAUGGGACCCCCGGAGGAGGUCUUCACUAGACAUAUGGACAUUCCCAUGUUGGUGUCAUGGCUCUCGGCACGCCAAUCCGCGCCAGAGGGUGGACUGUCUGGAAGAACUAAUAAGCUAGUGGACGGGUGCUACAGCCAUUGGGUUGGUGGGUGUUGGCCAUUGCUUGAGUCCUCCUUGGAUGGCAAGCCCAGUAGCACUGAGCCUCCAGCCUCCAGCCUUUUCAGUCGAGAGGGCCUCACCCGAUACAUCCUUGCAUGCUGCCAAGGCAAUGAUGGAGGCCUUCGUGAUAAGCCCGGAAAGUCCGUUGAUUCCUAUCACUCUUGUUACGUCCUGGCAGGACUAAGUGCGACCCAAAACCACCACUACCGCACCGAUUCAAGUAUCGUGUCAGACGGAUUCUCCUCUGCGUUUUCCUGGAAAUCAUCCCCGAACAAAAGCGCAGAUAACGUUUUCUCCAAAGGUGAUCGGCUGGCCCCAUUGCAUCCCUUGUAUCUCAUCCCACACAAAGAUGCGGAGAGAAUGCGGCUCUGGUCUCAGGACCACCCCCUCUCGUCUAAGUAG